Messenger RNA from Cyphellophora attinorum, 930 nucleotides. RefSeq lists its product as uncharacterized. The coding region runs from base 1 to 930 and encodes 309 amino acids. NCBI's taxonomy places the organism in Eukaryota, Fungi, Ascomycota, Eurotiomycetes, Chaetothyriales, Cyphellophoraceae. The transcript has 2 exons. The record is from RefSeq and is a predicted model, not a curated record.
AUGGGUUCUGUUGGACGACAGCCAGAGGUGAUCACCUUCGACUACCAAUUCGCGCCGAAUGCGCAAAAGGCACGAAAUCUGCUCAAUGUCAUGAAAAUCCCAUACACGUGCUGCGAACAGCCCUUCGUCCUCCCGCGGCCGAGUCUGACAGACAUCGGCGUGACAUAUCGUCGAAUUCCUGUCAAUGCAAUCGGCAAAGACUUGUACUGCGACAACAGACCAUUUUUGGAGACAGUGCAAAAGAUCUGGAAAGAUAAGGCAAUCCCGACCUCGCCGGCAGACCAUGCAUUCGAGAGCUUCGGGUAUCGGACAUUCUGGACUUGCUUGCAGCUCGUGCCUGCUGGCCUGAUCAGUAAAGAGAUGGCCAAGGAUCGAUCAUCGUUAUUCUCAAUUUUCACACGUGACGACUAUGGCGAGAUCCGACAGAGCGCUCUUGGCGAGCUGAAGCAAUGGCUCGAUAUCGUGGAACAUGACUUCUUGUCACACGGCAAGCAGUGGAUCGCUGGCGACAAGUGUGGCGCUGCAGACAUACACGCCGGAUGGAUGCUGAAAUGGGCGCUCCAAACGCUGGAAAUCGAGAAGGAGGCCGGCUUUGGCGAGAACGACUUCCCCCGCGUCCACAAAUGGAUCAAUGGCCUCCCUCGACACAUUCCAGAGAAUGACGCACCAAAGAUCGAGGCAAAGGCAGCGCAUGAGAAGGUGUUGAGUGCUGAUUAUGCGGUGGACUCGAUUGGCGUGGCUGCGAACGAUCCGACCGGCCUCAAGCAGGAUCAGCCUGUGGUUGUGGAGACAAAUGACGAUGCCCGCCCCAGCGACCACCCUCAAGCUGGCAAGCUCAAUGGUCUCAGCAACCGGGAGAUUGUUGUUCAGCUGGACAAUGGUCUUCGUCUGCAUUUUCCCAGAAUUGGCUAUCGUGUUCGGGCGGCUUGA